This is a messenger RNA of Colletotrichum navitas, 939 nucleotides long. Its product is annotated as mitochondrial ribosomal protein L37-domain-containing protein. The transcript has 2 exons. Lineage: Eukaryota; Fungi; Ascomycota; Sordariomycetes; Glomerellales; Glomerellaceae. Gene Ontology annotation, cellular component: mitochondrial large ribosomal subunit. The record is from RefSeq and is a predicted model, not a curated record. The coding region runs from base 75 to 722 and encodes 215 amino acids. Gene Ontology annotation, molecular function: structural constituent of ribosome.
AACGUGACCUUCUUGACGACAGCAUACCCGUCGCACCAUCCUGGCGUCCCCGUUCAACACCACAAAGAAAAACAAUGAUUUGCAGAACAUGCCUGCGGCGGGCCUCGGCUCUGCCUCGACUCCCAGCCCCAAGGGCUGCCGCCGCCGUCCUCGCCAUCAGACCCUUCUCCCUCUCCGCGUCCUCAAGAAAGGCAGCGGCGGCGGCAGCGGCCGACAGCGGGACUCAGACGAAAGCGGCAGACGCCCCUCCGAACCUUUCAAACCUCAAGAACGACGUACCCCCGCCGCCCAAGUCCAUCUCCUCGUGCCCCCCCGGCACCGUUCUCAACGGCCUGAACUACUUCAAGGCCCGGACGGACCCGGUCGCCCUUCGCGACGAGGAGUACCCUGAAUGGCUGUGGACAGUCCUAGAGUCCAAGAAGGAGGCCGUCGAGACCGCCGAUGAUCUCGCCGCCGAAAUGUUCUCCAAGUCCAAGAAGCAGCGCAAGGCCGCCGCCAAGCGUCAAAAGGCCCUCGAGGCCAAGCUCGUCGCCGAAGGCGACAUCGAGGCUCUCGCGCCCAAGGUCCCGCUGCCGCAGCAGUCCAUCAACCUGCCCGGUGAGAAGGGCGGCGACGUUGAGCACAACCUGUACGCGGCGACCAAGAGAGACGAGCUGCGCAAGGCAAUGCGCAAGGAGCGCAAGGCCAAGAUCAAGGAGUCCAACUACCUCAAGUCCAUGUAAGGAGGCCGAACGUAGUAUCGCGCAGUGGGUGCUGCGGCGGUUCGUGCUGCCACCGCCGGCCGUCGCAGCGUGCCUGGAACGGAGUUGUGUGUAUAAUAGGGAGUCAAGAGAAAAAGGUGGCUCUUGUACAAUAUCUACCGUCGGCGCCGCCGGCUUGUCGUAUCAUCACCGAAAACAUCACACCUAGAAAAAUAACAAGAGACGGUUUUGGCAAACG